This is a messenger RNA of Lonchura striata (white-rumped munia), 1001 nucleotides long. Lineage: Eukaryota; Metazoa; Chordata; Aves; Passeriformes; Estrildidae. The record is from RefSeq and is a predicted model, not a curated record.
CGGCCUGCCGGGCUGGGCGGGAGAUAGCGGCUGCUCCGGGAGGGGCCGAACAAGGGCAGGCUGUGUUAGAAACGGGCUUGGAGAAGAAAAGCGGCGAUUGCGCCUUUCCGCAGAGGAUCCUGCGAUUGAAACUGCAGAGGAAGCUAAGGAGCCAGCAGAAGCAGAUAUCAAUGAACUCUGCAAAGACAUGUUCAGCAAAAUGGCCACUUACUUGACAGGUGAACUGACAGCCACCAGUGAAGACUACAAACUCUUGGAAAACAUGAAUAAGUUGACUAGCUUGAAGUACUUAGAAAUGAAAGAUAUUGCUAUUAACAUCAGUAGGAAUCUGAAGGAUUUAAACCAAAAAUAUGCUGAUCUUCAGCCAUAUCUGGAACAGAUAAACCUAAUUGAGGAACAGGUUGCAGCUCUGGAGCAGGCAGCUUAUAAAUUGGAUGCAUAUUCCAAAAAACUUGAAGCCAAGUACAAAAAACUGGAGAAACGAUGAAAUUACAAAGCUGUGUAAGCUGGAGCUGGGCAGUGAGUCGGACUGAUCUCUAGUUUUGCACAACAGCAAUUCUCUAUGACAAGGAUUUGGUUUACAGCUGACAUGGAGACUGGGACUUUUUCCAGCUAUUGGUAGGCUGUAUUCAGGCUUAAGGUUGGAUAAUAUUUUCCUCUUCUCAAGGGGUACUGUUGCCUCAGUUCUGCAGUGAAAAGUAGAAGUUUGUCUUUAACUCAUGUCGAUAUUGGCUAUUUGUGUGUUAGUCCUGUUUUCCACAUGAAAUACUCAGUCUAGGGAAAGUCUUCAAUAAUCUGUAAAGACAUUUUCCCUUAGUAGCAGCAGGACCUAAACUUUAAUUUUUCCUUUAUUGAGCUCUGUGUUGGGAAGAUACCUGGACCUUUGGACUUAAUGGGUGGAGUAUUGAAAACACUUCAUUUUGGUGUCCCCUUUUAUCUGUUUGAAAUAGGAAGACUAAUUACAAAUUUACAAUAAACUUGCUGCAUAUAUUUCUCUGGAA